CAUCGGUCUAGGAUUAUUGAAAUCACUGAAUAGGAUUGUAGAGUCUAUCGAACAAAUGUGGAAAAUGUAUACAAGUCAACAUGGGGUUUUAUUAGAAAAUGUCAUAGGUUGAGGAAUUUGAAGAAAGGUGUCUCAGGAACUCUACGUGAGCCUAAGACAGUCACCCACUUGAAACCCACAGAAAGGAUGUAUCUCCGCACUGUUCACUGAUCACAGGAUUAUUGUUUACUUCACUUGGAUUCUACAUAACAAAUAUCGACAUGGCACAGAGAGUAACUCUACCACCUAUAUCACCCAUAGGCGGGGGGCAAAACUACGAUGUUGUGGAGCAGGAUUACAAUGCAAUUCGUGUGGACAGCCCCCGCCAUAAACAAGUAUACGUCGAGUCGGGCACAUUAAGUCCACGUUUCAACAACCUUGAAAGUAAAGUGUCGCAAGCGUUGACAACUCAAAACCACGUCCUGUCGCAGCAGCAACAGGUAGCCGACGCUCUCAGUCAGCAGCAGGCCAUGACAAAAAACUUGAUUGAGAAAGCUUUUCAGAACCGAGAUGAUUUCAUAGACAGUCUGGCCCGAGCAAAAGAUGACAGAAUAGAGUCGAACACUCGGUAUCUGUUACAGAACCAUCUACGAUAUAUAACCACCAUUGUUCAGAGGUUGAGCCAGGACAUCGCUGAGCAGGAAGAACAGCUACGUCUGCGUGAUACAGUUGUUGUGGGGACCAACAAAGCUGUGGGGAAGAUAGAAGUCCACAACAUCACGAGUCUUCAGGACCUACGCAGCAGAAUCGUCCGGUGUGAUGCCAGCCUCAUCAGACACUCCUCGGACAUCAGAAACUGCUUCAAUGACAUUGGUGUUGUGUCAAAGGAACAACAGUACUUGAAAGAGAAUCUUACUGAAAAAAUACAUCGACUUGAAGCAGAGAUGCUGUCGAUUACUGCAGAGUUGGAAAGAAUGACUGGAAACCAAAUGACUGAAAUAGUUCAUGUGAAAAAAAAUGCGAACAGAGAAAUUGAAAUACUGGACGAGAGGAACCAUGCUGCUGUGUUGGAAGUGAGAAAUGCCAUGACCUCCCACAGAAUGACGAUGGACUCCCAGCAACACAACAUGGAACUCAAGUUCACAGCAAUGAUGAACAAAGCUACAGAGGAAUGGAAUGCUGUUCUGAAUCGUCUAGAGCGAACAAUGGGUGAUACAGCCAACACAUUUAGCAGUCGACUUCACCACCUGGAGCAGGUCGUGAUGGCUGACAGGGAAAUCCUACGUGAUCUACAGUCGCAUGUGGAGAAGCGAAUGCUGCACAGGCUUGAAGUUCACAGCCGUCACCACCAGGAGGAGCUUGCAAAAUCUAAACGUGAAUUCCGUGAAGGUUUCACAUCUGUUCAUGACAGCAUAGCAAAUGCCAAAACAGUUCUUGAAGGGAAACAAAAAUUACUGGAGGACAAAUUAAGAAAAGAAAUCUCACAACUUCGACAAUUGAUUGUACUUGUUUAGUGAUCGACUUUGUAAAAUAUAUCAUAGUUAUGUCAUGUUUCAAUCAGAUGAAGUGAUUCAAACUUUUAUCCAGCUAAGAAAAACAAGUAGAAAUACAAGUCUUAUUAUUCCCAUACCAAGAAGUUUCAGAUGUAAACAAAUUUAUUUUAGGUCCUAAGGGAGGGAACUCAUCCAUACCCUAGCAUGUGUAACCACUCAGUAGUAUCUAUAUUGAUAAGACACAUUUGUUUCUUAUUUUUAAUUUUGUGUACUCAUUGUAAAGAACAUAGCAUGCACACUAAUUGUAUAAUAUGUAUAUUGUUUUAAUAUGUAAAUUGUUUUUACUUACAUUUUAUAGAGAAUUUCAAUGUACUUUCAAAUUUGCAUCAUACUUUACAACAUUUUAAGCUAGCCUAAUUUAUUUUCAAUUGAAAGUAUAAUGUAUUUAAGUUCACAUGCAUGCUUAUUUAUCCACAUUUGAAA
Mizuhopecten yessoensis (Yesso scallop) is the source of this 1955-nucleotide messenger RNA. RefSeq names its product protein FAM81A-like. The coding region runs from base 261 to 1493 and encodes 410 amino acids. The record is from RefSeq and is a predicted model, not a curated record. Lineage: Eukaryota; Metazoa; Mollusca; Bivalvia; Pectinida; Pectinidae. The transcript has 6 exons.